AUGAGCCAGUACACCGUUAGCAGUAGUGAGAGCAGCUCCUUCUGCACGAAUGCGGCGCCAGAUUCGUGCACGCGCGUUGGCACGGAGCACUCCGAGUCGGUUGUUGUGAGCAUCAGCAAGCGCACUCACAUGCGCCCAACCACUGGUGCGGCUGCGGCCGGCGGCGUUGAUGAGGAGGCUGCCGACUCUGGCUGCAACGCAAGCACGCAGAGGAGGCCGUUGCGGUCAGCCAAGGUCGCCUCCGCGAAGAUGGGGCAGGAGUCGCCAUCCAUGACCAUCCGCCGCGUGCCGGUUGACUACUCCAAGCGUAUAGAGGACCAGAAGGCACGCAGUAAUGCGCUGGAGCGAUAUAAAAUGCUUGUUCGUGGGAAUCAAGCGGUGAAGUGCGGGCGGUCAUCACCAGGCUCUGUUGAGGUUAAAGAGGGGAACACAUCCUCCGCGCAGCGCGAUGGGGCGCAGCACCACGCAUGCACUGCAUCUCGCGACUCCUCUGCCAUCAGCGAGGCCGUUGCCAGCGGCGACGCAGUGGCGAAGGAAGAGGAACUGCCGCUGCCCGUGUCGCAGUCGCGCCGAAGCGCUGGUGGGCCUGUUUCUUCCUCAGGGUCUCGGCGGAUACCGCCGAGUGCGAGCUCCUCGUCGUUCUCGGUGCCCGUGGACCGGCCUAUCUCCCCUCCUGCAGAUUCGGCCGCUGACAAGGUCGAGGGAAGUCUCACUGGCGACUCCACGGUGCCAGUGGUGCCGCAACUGAACCUCUCCAAGGUAUAUGGUCCGUCGUUACAGCAGACAGCCACCGGCGCCGCGGACGGGGCGGGCGAUGCUGAUGUGCACUAUGUAGCACCGGAGUUGACGCAGCCAUAUUGUGUGUCGAGUCGGCGGCGGCGCGACUCAGUGCGGCCUGGUUAUGAGCCUGUGAUGGUACACGAACGCACCUCUCUUCAUCGCACUUUGUCCGCCUCCUUCGCCCAGGCAGACGUGUCGUCUUCCACCUCGUCAUCGCAGCUGCAGCCGCGCUCGCAGAACGACAAGGGCAUCAGCACCACAACGCGUCGCGCAUCCACUUCAGUUGCAGCUGCUCGACUGAGCGAUCAGUUGACUAGACGCCGAAAGAGUGAUGUGGCGAAGACAGUGCCGACGAUGGGCACAGUGACAGGCGUGCCUCCGGAGCAGGAUGCGAAUGAGAAGGUCGCCGAGAAGGGGGCGGGUGAGGCCGCAGCCAUGAACAUCACCUCUGAGUCUCCAAUUUUGGGCGAUGUAGCGGCGCAGCGCUUCCACGAUGGCGAGACGGGCGACAUAUCGAAGCAGGUGGAUGGCGAGGAGGAUGGGGCUGAGGGCCACGGAGCGCCUGCUGCCAAAUUGGCGCCUGAGCAGGGACAGGAGGCGAUUCUGCUCCCCGGCAGCAAAACGACCUUCUGGCUACGCCCCUCGACCGCCAUGUACGAGAUGACCGCCAGCAUCGCCGCAAAGCGCAAAGACUACCACGGAGACGAGGAAGAUGUGCGAAGAAGUCCGCACCGCCGUGACCAGAACCAGUCGCGCUCGUGCGCCGCUACCGCGAGCACCGCCAGCAGCUGCGGCACCCCCCGCGGUCGCUCCUUCACCACCGCAGAACCGAAGCCCCGUUUCACCACCCAUAUGACUAGCGUAGACCGAGAACGCUAUGAGGAGACUCCCGCUGCUGUCGCUUCCGCCACGGCGAAGACGUAUGGCACCAUCUACAGCGCCCGCCAGUCUACCAUCCACAUGAGCCCCCUUUCCCGCCUCAGGCAGCCUACGUCGACGGACGCCUCCGCUGUAAAUCAGACCUACGGCUUACCGCAUCGCACUUCGCAACAACAACAGCGGCGUGCAGUGCCGCGGGUCUGCAGCCAGCGCAGCUCGCUAGAGCGUCGUCCCAGUACUCUCUCGCCGUUGAGUAGCGACCGAUCGAUCACAGUCUCGUCGGCGGAGCGCCACCGUGCCGUCAGCGCUAGGAGUGUGUCCACCCGUCAGCAGGACUCGUUCACCAAGCACUGUGCUCGUGUGGCGGCGCGCAACAGCCGACCUGAGGAACUGACCGGUGCCGCUGCGAAACCAGCGAAGACGACGACAGUGGCCACCUCAGCGGGUGAGGCUCCGGCAAAGGGAGGGGCCGCGGUGCCUUUGAAGCCUGAGGUUAACAAGAGGCUGCAGUUUGAGGUCGAAGCCGAACCCGUGCCGCGACUGACCGUCCCUCAGGUCACCGGUCGCGUUAUCACCUCACAAGUGGAGCCGAAGUCGCCAGUGACCACGAUUCACGGCUUUCAGCAGCCGGGCGAGGGCUCCCCGUGUAAGUCUCGCCGGCGGGAGCAUGAGCUCACCGCCUCCCCGCCACGUUCCGACGACUACGCCGACUUGGAGUCACGCCUUCUCACGCAGGACACUGCGGUGGGGCUCGAGGAGGAGGAGGCACGCGUGCAACAGGCGCGUGCGGCGCUGGAGAGCUGCCGGCAAGCGUGUCAGAAGCGCAUGGACGAUUCUCGCGCCUCUCCCUCAACGGGCGCCUCCACUUCCACCAACGAAGUGGUGGCCGCCAUGCUGCAGGGAAUUGUGCAGCAGACACGCCAGGUGCUGCCCUGCUACCUAUGCGCAGAUCAGCAGGCUGUCUCUGCUUAUCGUGUGCAUGUGGACCUGUGCCGCCCAAAGACAGAGGCCUUGUUGCGUGAGUACUACACCACCAUCGACGGCAUAAAAGACAUCCCUGCAGCGCUGCAGGAGCGCGUCCAGCGCAUGGCCUCCCAGGAGGUGCCCAUCACCACCUCCCCCGAAGCGGUACGCGAAGUCUUUGCAAAGGAGUGUUAUCAAUGCGUGAAAGCCAUGCUUGUGGCGUGCCGCAAGUGUGGUGUCCACGUCCGUGUGCACGACGUCAAGGAGCAUGAGAUGCUUUGCGGUCGUGCUUGCUACCACAGCAGCCGCGCAGCGGAGCGCGUCCGUUCCACAGUGGAGCGCAUCGAACAUGGCUCUCAAGAGUAA
Molecule: messenger RNA, 2988 nt
Organism: Leishmania braziliensis MHOM/BR/75/M2904
Lineage: Eukaryota; Euglenozoa; Kinetoplastea; Trypanosomatida; Trypanosomatidae
Exons: 1
Coding region: 1-2988 (995 amino acids)
Source: RefSeq, a predicted model, not a curated record